Molecule: messenger RNA, 4191 nt
Organism: Durusdinium trenchii
Lineage: Eukaryota; Dinophyceae; Suessiales; Symbiodiniaceae
Source: the annotation of a GenBank genome assembly
AUGUCUGCGUGCGUCUGGAAACGCAUCGAUCGGCUGAUCGAGCCAACGACAUCCCAGCGCAGGCUGGAUGCCACGGACAUCCCAGCGCCGGGCUUCGUCCAGGCGUUCUGUGCCUCUCAGCAGCUGUCGCAGCAGCUCGCGCAGGAGCGGCACUUCAAUGCCAAUGGCCAGGCCGCAUACCUGAAGAAGAAGCAACAGCAGCUUGCAUACGUGGAGGAAGCGCAUAGGCGCGAGCAGCCUCCCUUAGAGACCGUGGCGGCACCGGAGAUCAUGCGCGGCGAGCUGCGCCGGGACGCUGUUUUCCAUCACGGUGCCGCAGGGGUCCCGGCACCCUUGACCGGGCCUGCAGCCUUGGACCUCACCGACUUGCGCGGUGGCGGUGUGCCCAUCGUGAAGGUGGGGAACGAGGCCUUGGCAUGCCGCGAGAAGCGCCUGGAGCGGCAGAAGGACUUCUUAGCCUCACGGAAGGUCCGCCAUGACCAGGCGCUCGAAGAGUUCCAGCGGGCGCUGGACGUGCUCUCUGAGGAGUGCCAGCAAGAGGUCUUCGCGGCAACAGAGCGGGUGAAGAAGGAUUUGGAAGAGAAGAUCGCAGAAAGCAAUGCGAUCUUAAAACCUUUAGAACCACCUCCACUGCCGGAGAGACCGGAGGGUGAAGAACCUUUGGUCUUAGACGAGACCACCUUGCUGGACGAGCUUCACGACUUACCACUCGAUGGCACCAUCGACCCGGCAAAGGCCAAGGCGGUGGCCGCGGAGAACGCGGCAUUGAAGGCCUUAAGAAGUCUGGGCGAACGCACGGAGGGUGAAGUGCGAGGCAUCCUAGCGGCAGUCGAGGCCUCGACCGAGAGCCGGAAGCAGCGGAUCUCGGCCUUCGCGGGCGCGGAUGGGGAACUGGCGCGCAUCGAUGGGCUUCGGAAGUCGAAGAUGGAGGAGCUUCUGAAGACCUUAGUUGAGGCACUCACCGCUGCCGCACAUGUGGUGCACGGCGAAGCCGAGCGGAUCGUGGAAGGGCACGCCCUCUCCUUUGACGAAGUGCUUCUUGACAAUGGGAAAGCUAUGAACCAAUUGGAAGCCAAGCUGACGGUUCAGGCCUUGGAGGACAACAAAGACUACAAGGUACGUUGGCACAAGGGUCUCCUGCUCUGGAAGCAGCAGCGGCACCGACACAGCAUGGCGGUGGUGAUGCGGCGGAUACGCAGCAAUGAGUUCCGGCAACCGGACUCGCUGGUCGAGGCGGUGGCCAAGGUCCGAGAACAUCAGGUCCGCGCGGGGUUUUGGUCGACAGCGUGUCGGCUGAGGCUCUUCUGCAUACCUCAGAAUCGUCUCACUGUAGCAGCCGUGCGGCAGUUGGAAGAGCAGAACACACAGCUCAAUGACCGCGCGCAGGAGACCUUCGACACGUUGCUGGUGGAGCUCCGCGAGCUGCGAGAAGCCUUGAACGUCUCAGCCGAGCAGAUGCUUGGUGAGCUGGGAUUGGAGCUGGAAGUACAUGAUGCUCGCCAGGAGUGGAAGGGCCAUGAUUCGGUCGCGAACCUCAUCGACGCAGAGGUGCGACCACCGCUGCGAGAGUGUUUGGAUCCAGUGGCAGAGAUGCUGCAAUUGCUCUCCAACAAGCUGACUCAUCAAGAGGAGGCGUUGCAUUUGGCGGUCACCGGCGUGAUCACCUUCUUUUCCAACCUGGCGAAGCGACAAGAACUCUUGAAGAAGCGCGUCGAGGAGUUCGAGGUGAAUUACAAUGGUGAAGUGGAAGACUGUGAAAAGGAUUUUGAAGAUACCUGCGAGAGGAACGAGAACAAGAUGAAGGAACUGCAUACCGCGAUCGAUGAUGCAGCGCAUCAUGAAACUUUGGAAGAGCUGAAGCAGGAAACCUUUGAUCACUUAGAUCAAAUGGCUGUGGGCUAUCGGGACUAUGCGGAUCAGCUCCUGGGAAUACAUCAGCGAUAUCCAGGAGACGCACAGGCUCUCAUCCGCAAGGAAACGCGUGGAUAUUGCCAGGACUUGGGCUUGGCCUUGGAUCCCGCCGAGGAAACGGUGGCGCUGAAAGCCGAACGUGCGGCGCACGCCGCGCAGCUGGAGGCGGACGCCAUCGCAGCGGCAGAGGCAGCCCACGCUGCGCCGGAUGGUGAGGAUGAGGCGGCCAAGGAAGCGCGGCUACAGGCGUUGGCCGCAGCCAUCGAGACUGCCAAGACACAACUCCGGCAGGACGCAGAGGCGCGGGAAGCGGAGGCAGUGGAAGCAGAAGCAGCGGCCUUUGAGGGUCUGGAGGAGAAGAGCCUUUGGGUCUCUGCGGAAGAUGUGCCGCUAGGUGAGGGUACUGGUUGCAAAGUCUUAGAGAAGAAGUCCCUCCCCGAGCUGCGCGGCACCGUGCUCCAAGAGCAUCCCAUCGACGGCCCCAGCGACGCAGACGGAGCGCCCGACGGCACGGCCGCGGCCGCCGACGGAGCCGACGACGGAGCGACCGACGGAAGCGACGCAGAGCCAGUCUUCGCAGAUGGGACGCGGGCGCUGGAGACCUUGAGCUUUGACCAUUCUUGGUUUGAAGAGAACUUGUAUGGCUUGAGAGAGGCGAUCUUCCAAAACCUCCAGACUCAGAAACGCUACUUGGACCGUGUGGACAUCCCUGCGGCCUGCGAAGAAGUGCGACGGGAUUUGGAUCAGCGCCUGCGGCGGCACACCAACCGCAAGGGAGAAGUCCAGGUGGAGUGGUAUGUGCCACGCUACGGAACCGUAUCCAAACACAAGGACAAGUUCGAGCGACACUUGAUCAGUGUGGCACACAAGUGUCAAGACCAAGACGAUGCUGUGGAGAAGGCCCUGGAAGAAGUGGAAAAAGCAGAAGAAGAGUUCAAGCAGCGGCUUGUUAGUUUGCAGGAUCGUCUCAGCGAAGCGGAGACGCUACCUGUCCUCACCUCCUUUGAACGACAGGCUUCUGAUCUGCUUCUGGGCUUCAAAGACUUCUGCAAGAGUGCGGUGAAGACGCUUUUGGAGUUGAGCAGCAAAGCACCACAGGCCUUGCAGAAGGACAACCAAGCCUUCCUGAUGAUGUGCAAGAAAGGAGAGGAGCAGUAUAGCGAGCCCGAGAUCGUGUAUUAUGGUGGUGAGAUUCAAGAGUUGAACUCAACGUUGGAUGAACGGAUGCAAGAAAGAGCGCAGAAGGCUCAUGAUCUGGAGGCCGCCGUCGACGAGAAAUGCAAAGCGCCGAUGCACACCUUCUCUGAAGCCUAUGCUGCUGCGGUGGAAUCCCUUUGUGCGAGCAAAGGCUAUGGCCGGAAGUAUGGCGAGCCAAGGCGCAAGGCGCAAGAACGUGUGCGUGCGCCCGGUACGUUGAUCGCGAGGGCGAAGACGGUGGGCUCCAACGUCGAGUUGCUCUUGGACUAUGUCAAGAAGCUCUUGGCUUUGCCCCUGGAAGAUGGUGGAGACUGGGGCUACAUAGAUCGAAAUGCAGAUCGCAGAAGCUUGGAGAUGAGUGCCAUGCCACCGCCGCCGCGGAUCAUGAGCAUCAGGACGUGGAGCUUCCCAUCCGAAGCCUUGGGCGUUCUGUAUGUGGCCGCCGCGUCCUUGGAAGGACUGGCGGUUUGCACCAUGGCAGAGCUUGGAACACAUUUGGGCGCCUUCAAAGAAGCUUAUGUCUCCAAGUACGAGCUGGCCGCGGUGCCUUGGCUCCGCAUCCUACGGGAGGAUGCCUGCCUCAUGCCGCCCGCUGAGCAGCAGCAAGAGGAGUGGAACGUGUUGAUCCUGGAAGGAACGAAUAGAUUGGUUGCGUUGAUUCUGGCACAUCGAAAGGCUGAAGCUGCCAAGAAAGCAUUGAGCUUCCGACCUGUUUGGUUGACUCUGGAGUUCUCUCGGCUGCCUAGCAUGGCUAGUGCAUUCCACGGCGGAGAAUCCUGCCAUGCAAGGAGUGAGAAUUCUGCGGAGAACGAAGCAGAAGCUGAAUCUGCCAUUCAGCUAUCACGAUCGUUGGAGGCCUCCAGUGCUUUGAGGGACGACUCUCUGCUCCGCGUGCUGGGCCCUUUGAUGAAAAGCGAGAAGUUCAACGAUGAGAUUCAGCUGGUCAUCAAAGCUUCACAUGAAGCCUAUGCUGGGCAGGCCAGCUUUGUCGCCACUGGCCUAUCACGAGUUUGCGCCGGAUUUUUGUUUGUUGGUCAAGCAGCUACAAAGCUGGCCAAAGUAGAAAACAGGCUUUUGCACUAA